Molecule: messenger RNA, 2997 nt
Organism: Rotaria sp. Silwood1
Lineage: Eukaryota; Metazoa; Rotifera; Eurotatoria; Philodinida; Philodinidae
Source: the annotation of a GenBank genome assembly
AUGCUCGCUGCUUCACAGGAUAUCGACAAUUUUAUUGAACGUCAACGAUCUCAACUUAACAAACAACCAUCUCGGCAACCCGUAAAUCGACAACUUCCACCUCCACCACAACCAUCAGUUCCACCUAAUAAUGUACAAGAUCGACUUGAUUUUAAAGUUGCUCGAAUUCUCGAUGAACCACCACCUCGUCUGCAAUCUCAACAGCCUUAUUAUCCACCUCCAUCACUACCACCCCCACCACCGUCAUUUCCUCAUAAUUCGAUUCCUGAACAACAAGAAAAUUUCUAUUCUCAACAACGUCGUCUAUCCGAUGGUAAUAAUGAUGAUAAUCCAGUAGCAUUUUUUAAUAAAUUCGGAACCUAUGAUGAUAAACGUUCUCAAUUAAAAGAUGAUUUAAAACGUGAAUAUAAUGAAUAUUUACAAUCAAAAAAGAAUAUACCAAAAAGUAAAUCAACAUCACAAUUAAAUUCAACAAAUCAAAAUACAAAUAAACGUGUACAAUUUCAACAACAACAGCAACAACAGGGUGGGCAAGUUGUUGCACCAUGGGAAAAAAAUGAUAAUAGAACAAUAAAGAAUAGUCAAACAAUGAAUGAUAUACCAUUAGCAUUUACAUCAAAUGAUAAUAUGACAAAUCGUUCACGACCACCAGUAUCACGUAAUUAUGAUGAACGAUAUAUUCGAGAUCGUGAAGAUUAUGUAUCAGAAUUACAUUCACAAAUUCGAGAAUUAGAAAUAAGAAAGAAACAACUUGAAAUAGAAAGCAGUAGAUUAUCAGCUGGUGGCACAUCAAAUGUAGCUCAUGCACAUUAUGCUGAAGAUUUAAAUGCAUUAAAUUCUUUACUUGCAGAACGAUUAGAUCAACGUAAUGCAGUUGAUCUUGAACUUGCUCAUAUACUUAAUCGUCCACCGGUUUCUGCAAGUCCAACACGAAUUAAUUCAAAUGGAAUGUCAAAUUUAAAUAUGCGAACUGAACACUCUCAACAAAUACCACCACAAAACUAUCAACAACAAAAUGGACGACAUAUACAAUCAUAUCGUAAUGAUAAUCGUACAGGAUCAAAUGAUAAUGGUUUUCAAAUUGGCCGUGAAACCGAUAAAGAAUCUGAACAAGCAGCAAAAAAACGUUAUCAACAAGAACUUCAAGCACAAAUGCGUGAAGCACAAAUGCGUAAAGCACAAGAAAAACGAGCUAAAGAAGAAUACGAUCGAAAAUUAGAAGAAGACAUUCAACGUUAUAAUUAUUUUGGACGUAGCGGUGGUGGAGCACCAAUGCGUGAUAAAGAUGGAAAUGUUAUUGCUAAUUUAGCUGAUGUUAGAAAUCCACCACCACCUCAGCCACCCUAUCAACAUCAACAACAACAGCAACAACAACAGUAUUUACCACCUGAUAAUAAAGUUUAUUCAUUAGGUGAUGGAAUGAGCUCCAUGGGAAAUGCACCAUUUUAUAAUGGAGAACAACAACAAUACUCAGCUGAUUCGGAUCGUCCUGGUUCACCAAAUCAUGCACGUGGUGCAGUGAGUAAUGGAAUAUUUGGUACAGCUAAAACUGAAGCACAAGUAUUACGAGAAGAAAAAUAUAAACAAGAAUUAAAAAAACAAAUCGAAGAAAAACGUCAACGAGAAGCCGAUGAAGUAGCUAAACGUCGAGCUGAAGAAGAACGUGAACUUGCUAAACAUUUAGAAUGGCAACAACAAAUGGAAAGACAAACGGCUGAAGAAGCAUUAAGAAAACAAGAAAAAGAACAACAAGAACGUCAACAUCAACAACAAUUACAAGAAGAUCUUGAACGACAAAAAAAACAAGAAGAAAUUGUUAUGAAACGAAAACCAAAACGACAAGAAAAACCAAUGACACCAAAAAGAGAUGAAACUCAUUAUGAUGAUAAUAAUGAUGAUAUUAAUGCUAAUAGACGAGGUAGUUACAGUAACCAACAAACACAACAACAACAACAACAACAACAACAAUCCGAACCUGCCUAUCGAAGUUCAUCACCUCCAGUACCAACAUUAAAAAAUAAAGAUAAAAAACAAAAGUCAACUGUAAAAAAUGUACGACGUCAACAAUCAUAUGAUGAGAUUGUUCAACAACAAUCACCACCACCAUUACCACCGUUCAAUAAUAAUGAUGAAUUUAUUCAAGAACCACCUAUCGAUGAUACAGAUGAACAAAGUCGACAAACAUAUCGAAAACCACCAACACCUCGACAACCAGAUGUAUCAUCAGCACGCAAAAAACCACCACAAACUUUUCGAUCCCGUCCACGUGCAGAUUCAAAUUCUGGUAUGCCAAUGCGUACCAAUUCUACAACAUCUCUUCGAUCAGAUGGUUCUGAUUCUGAAGUUCUUAAUCGUCUCGAACAUUUAAAACGACAAUUAAAAGAUAAAGAAGCACGUCUACAAGAACAUGUUAAUCAUCAUCAAACUCAAGCAAAUUCAUCAUCUAAUAAAAAUGAAUAUUCAAAAACAGCUUAUCAACCACCAACACAACGUAAACCAAGUCCACAAUUUUUAUUUAAUGCAGCACGUGUUCAUCAUCGUGAUUCACCAACAGCAAAUGAUAGAACACGUCGUAUAAUACAAACAGAUGAUGAUAUGGAAUUUAAACCAGGUUAUUUUCGUGAUGAUGCUAUUUUAAUGGGUGGUGGUAAUGAAAAUCUUGGACAAAAUGAUAAUGAUUAUUAUUCAUCAUCAAAACGUAUUGAUUCAGCUAAUCGAAUAUUUCCUACAAAUAUUGAAAAAGAAGCUAGUCGAAGACGAUAUGGUCAUGAUCCAACAGGUUUUUAUGAUCAAGAUGAUCCGACAACAAUAGCAAAUUUUGAAUUAAAUAGAAUUGCUGAACAGAAUGAAGCACGAUUAAAAAAAUUACGUGAUCUUGAAAAUGAUGAUGCAUCUUUAUUAGAUAGUAAUGAAGUACUUGAACGUUUUCAACAAAAACAACGUAUGCAACGUGGUGGCAGUCAAACGACUCUACAGGAUGAUGCUUGGCUCAAAUAA